GUGUUUACAGUCCGGGGACCUCACGUUCUGAUACACUCACCGCCCCCUCGCGACGCCUCACAGGGCGAACGCAUUAAUAGAUAGCGCUGGAGUCAAAGGCAGACAAACACAGACACAAGCACUAUGGGAUGUUCGCGUUCUUUCGGAUGCUUUGCAUUUCUUCUGAUUGCACUGCACCAGACUUCUGGAUUCUGGUUAUUUAACGUUAUCUUCCCUCCGACAGCCAAACCUCGCGUCAUAAAUAAUAGCACUCCUCCUCUUAUCAUAGUACCUGGAAAUCUGGGUAACCGCCUGGAGGCCAAAAUAGACAAGCCCACACUGGUGCACUGGAUGUGUUACAAGAAAUCCGAAGACUGGUUUACUCUCUGGAUUGACCUAAACAUGUUCAUGCCCAUUGGAAUUGACUGCUGGAUUGAUAAUAUAAGAAUUGUGUACAACAGGACAAGUCGCAAGACAUCGAAUGCACCCGGGGUGGAGGUCAGGGUCCCUGGAUUUGGACAGACGCACCCUAUAGAGUUUCUUGACUUAAAUAAGCUGACAGGUUACCUUCAUACCAUGGUUCAACAUUUGGUCAGCAUUGGAUAUGUGCGAAAUGAGACUGUCCGUGGUGCUCCGUAUGACUGGAGAAUCGCUCCAAAUGAGCAGGAGGAGUAUUUUUCACGUCUGAAAAACUUGGUGGAAGAGAUGUAUGAUGAGUACAAGCAACCAGUCUACCUUCUGGGCCAUAGCAUGGGCAACAACUACAUCCUGUAUUUCCUCAACCAGCAGACUCAGGACUGGAAAGACCAUUACAUUAAGGGUUUCAUCUCUCUGGGAGCACCUUGGGGUGGCGCUGUCAAGCCGCUCAGAGUCUUAACAUCAGGUGAAAAUGAUGGCAUACCCUUCGUGUCCAAUAUAAAAAUCCGUGAAGAGCAACGGAUGACGACCACAAACCCGUGGAUGAUCCCUUCUGAAGAGGCGUGGUCCAAAGACCACACCUUCAUCUCCACCCCCUUUUUCAACUACACCAACCAGGACUACCAGCAGUUCUUCAAAGACAUUGACUUUGAGGACGGCUGGUACAUGUGGGAGGACACUAGAAACCUCACAGCCGGCCUGCCCACACCUGGAGUCGAGGUCUACUGCUUCUACGGGGUAGGACUCCCAACUCCGGUGACCUACGUGUACGACGAGCAGUUUCCAAACGCCGACCCCGUAGAUAUUAUUUACGAUGAUGGCGAUGACACCGUGGACAGCCGCAGCAUGAGUCUCUGUAAGCGGUGGAUAGGAAAGCAGGACCAGGCCGUGCAUGUGACAGAGUUCAGAGGCCUGGCUCAUUUGGACAUGGUCUUUAAUCACAAGGUGCUGGCGGCAGUCCAGAGAAUCCUGGAGGGAAAGUACCAUGACGAGAAGCACGUUAGCAUUGAACAGCCUCCAUCUCUUAGCCUUAGUUUUGUGUGACAUAUUCCCAACUGUACACUGGUAUCAUGCACAAAAGUAUUGCUGCGUUCACGCCAUUUUGUAAUUACCAUAAUUACACGAUGACAACCUGUGACGUUCUACUUGGAGAUGUUCAUGUCCUCGAACACAGAAUAAUGCAUUUCUAUGGCAACACCAAAAUGAAUCUGCAGCGGACACGUGACAUGUGGUACAAGUCAGAGCUCUCUGAAAAUUUUGAGUUCACAAGUUCUACGAGGACGUAAGUGCUUUUUAAAAGUCGAAAUCUCGUAAUUACAGUAAUUCCAACAUGGCGUGAACACACCUUAUGUCUUAAACAUCUCUUUGUAUUGGUUUAUAUUAACUCUUUCCCCGCCAUUGACAGAAUUUUCCAUAAUUUAUAAAAUAACGCUUCCCUGCCAUUGACAGAAUUUUCCAUAAUUUAUGAAACAACGCUUCCCCACCAUUGAUGGAAUUUUCCAUCAUUUAUGAAACAACGCUUCCCCGCCAUUGGCGGAAUUUUCCAUAAUUUAUAAAACAACGCUUCCCCGCCAUUGGCGGAAUUUUCCAUAAUUUAUAAAACCACGCUUCCCCGCCAUUGACGGGAUUUUCCAUCAUUUAUGAAACAAUGCUUCCCCGCCAUUGGCAGAAUUUUCCAUAAUUUAUGAAACAACGCUUCCCCACCAUUGACUGAUUUUUCCAUAAUUUAUAAAACAACGCUUCCCCGCCAUUGGCGGAAUUUUCCAUAAUUUAUAAAACAACGCUUCCCCGCCAUUGGCGGAAUUUUCCAUAAUUUAUAAAACAACGCUUCCCCGCCAUUGACGGGAUUUUCCAUCAUUUAUGAAACAAUGCUUCCCCGCCAUUGGCAGAAUUUUCCAUAAUUUAUGAAACAACGCUUCCCCACCAUUGACUGAUUUUUCCGGCUUUCCGUGUUUUCACUGUUAUACGGUAGGGGGCGCUAUUACGCAUUUUCUGAAGGAGUACAGAAUCUCCGGAUCAAUCCACAGGCGAAAAAGGAGCAGAAAUGAUAAAAGCAUUGCUUAUGCAUGUUGUAAUCUUUGGGAAAAAAACAUAGUUUUCUCAGCUUUUUGUUCUAAAUGUUGCUUUUUUUAUGAAACUUACCCACAUUUAAGUGUUGAUAAAAAAAAGAAUGCAUGAAAAAAAAAUGUUUGUUUGUUUGUUUAUUGCAUGUUCAGAUAUCCAUACAACAAAAUAUUAUGGGGACAGUUAAAUUUUUGUGAAAAUGAUCAAAAACGCCUGGUGGCUGGCAACUUAAAAAAAAUAAAUAAAUAAAAAUAAAAAUCCUGGCGGGAAAAGAGUUAAUAGGCAUGAUAUAGUCAUUUUUUUUUCUUUGUUACAGUGUAGAACUGUAUUUGUAUUAUACAGAAUUUUAUUUAAUCUGUACAUUAAAGAUUAUAGACAUCAUAGCUCUUAAAGUAUAAAAUGUAUUAGAUGUUUCUUUUUUGUAUAACAUAGCAUAACUUAAACUGUCUAUGUUACCGUAAUAUGUUAAUCACAUUUCAUGUAUAAAAAAGGUCAUAUUAAUAGUUAAAUGGCUGCUUACUAUAAAUAUAAAAAAUAUGAUUAUCCAUA
Ctenopharyngodon idella (grass carp) is the source of this 3009-nucleotide messenger RNA. RefSeq names its product lecithin-cholesterol acyltransferase (gene lcat). Gene Ontology annotation, molecular function: phosphatidylcholine-sterol O-acyltransferase activity. Bases 124 to 1440 code for a protein of 438 amino acids. The record is from RefSeq and is a predicted model, not a curated record. The transcript has 6 exons. Gene Ontology annotation, biological process: lipid metabolic process. Lineage: Eukaryota; Metazoa; Chordata; Actinopteri; Cypriniformes; Xenocyprididae.